AAACAAGUCAAAGAAGAGUCGGACCUAUAAAAGACGGGACAGACUCCUGAAUUUCACACGCUCGACGACGGUUCAGUAAGCAAGUAGUUCGAUAAUCUAAAUCAAUCUCGAUCGCAACUAUGACCAACUUAAUAAAGUGUAUUUUGGCCCUGUCUGGUUUGAUGACCUCUUUUGCCUCCGUCCAGCUGCCGUCCAGCACCAAUGGCUUCCAAUCCUCUCCCUUCAAUUUUUACUAUCAUGCAACGCCCCCGACCCUAAACUCCCCAACCUCUGAACACGACAUGGCCUAUCACGAUUACCCUACAUCAACGCUCUUGGGGCGACACAUUGUAAUCCUAACAAUAAGCCUGAGGGAUUGGAGAGAUACACAACGCCAAUUGAACGAAGCCCUGGCCGGGAUUGAAACUUUAAAAAAUGAACUGAACGUCGUUAAACAAGAUGCACAAAGUUCAAAGUCCAAGAUCGAAGAAUUGACAAUGAGUACGGCCGCCUCAUCCAUCGGCAGAAUGCCCGGCUCAUGCGGCGACCUCCAGCAAAUUGGCCACAAGAAAAGCGGAUUGUUUUCCAUCAUGGAAAGCAACAAAAUCGUAAACGUCUAUUGCGAUUUUACUAAACCAUCAAACGAUCCAGCAGCUUUGCAAAAAUGGAUCGGAUAUACGGACGUGAAAUCCCUCCCCACCUAUUUCUACGCUCAGAAAAGAAGUGAUUUCUCGACCUUGGGAGUUGCAAUUCCAUUCGAACUCGAGACACUCAACGUCGGCGGAGCCAUGGAUAUAAACACAGGCAAAUUCAAAGCACCACGCAAAGGAGUCUAUUUCUUUGUCUUCAGCGGAGUUGGCGUAAUAGCUCCUGGACGUGGUUUUCUCGAUGUGGGGUUGAUGGUGAAUGGCGUUCACUUCGGGAGAGCAAACUGUGAUUCCAAUACAGGCAAUGAAUGGGAAACUCUUUCGUUCCAGUCGACGAUCCAACUCAAAGCGGGAGAUUCAGUUUGGUUGCAGAUCGUAGGCCAGGAAUCUCCAACAAACAUUCUGACAGACAGAGGCACUGAUGGUCAAUUUACCCACUUUUCUGGUUGGUUGCUACAGGAAGAACUUUCUCUGUAGUCAAACUCCCAUUUUCUUACUUUUGGAAUUCUGGUGGUGGUGGUGGUGUACGGUAUUAUGGCGCGCCAUUUACGACAACAUUUGUUGGCACUGUCAAAGAAAUCUAAAAAAAUAUACACGGUGAAAGGAA
Messenger RNA from Daphnia pulex (common water flea), 1233 nucleotides. RefSeq names its product caprin-2-like. The transcript has 6 exons. The record is from RefSeq and is a predicted model, not a curated record. Gene Ontology annotation, molecular function: protein binding. NCBI's taxonomy places the organism in Eukaryota, Metazoa, Arthropoda, Branchiopoda, Diplostraca, Daphniidae. Bases 120 to 1103 code for a protein of 327 amino acids.